Molecule: messenger RNA, 3228 nt
Organism: Penaeus chinensis
Lineage: Eukaryota; Metazoa; Arthropoda; Malacostraca; Decapoda; Penaeidae
Gene: MED16
Product: mediator of RNA polymerase II transcription subunit 16-like
Exons: 17
Coding region: 116-2653 (845 amino acids)
Biological process (GO): positive regulation of DNA-templated transcription
Cellular component (GO): mediator complex
Source: RefSeq, a predicted model, not a curated record
GUGUUAGUCGUCAUUCCCACAACAGCAAACAAAUAGGUUACUGAGUGAAGUCUCGACUAAGUUCAACUUUCCUCACUUCAUGGAAAAGAAAAGGGGAGAGAAAUAAGGAAGGAAGAUGGAGCUUCUUUACACCGUUUCAGAGAAGAGAGGUUCAGAUGAAGCUCAUUUGUCUUCGCUCUAUGGAGAUGGCGGUGUUUGCACUAUAUCAUCCAAGAGUGUUGUGGCUUUCACACGCACAUCUACAAGGCAAGACAACUACAGGCAUCGUAUUCCAAUCUACACAGUGUGUGUCAUGGAUCUGAAUUGCCCUUAUGAACCUCAUGUUAUUGUAGAAUCAGCAAGCCACGUGUCAUCGUUGGUUUUUAGCAGUGAUGGAUCUCAGUUGUUAGUAGUUCGUAGUAUGGGGACAGUGCAACUAUUUUCUAAGGGUGCUGGAUUACACGACUGGUCAGUUACCCAUACCUGCGAUUGGGGUGGAGAAGACAUUCUUCACAUCAAUUUCUUUCAUGGAGGAAUUCGUACAUGUCUACAUGCAAGUGAUGUCAAAGUUCAUGCUUUAUACACAGAGAAGUUUUCAGCUCAGCCACAUAAACCAUCACUAGUAGACCAUGGACAGUGUGCUGUGAAUGGGUUCUUUGCUGUAACAGCUUCAGGUUUGUUGCUGGUGUGCGCAAUGACUCACGAGGGUAAUGUGAUGACAGAACAAAAGGUGGUGCUGGGACAUACUAGAGACAAUUUCACAGUGGCCACAGCUGCUUUGGCACCAUCUGGACACAUCCAUAUAGCCACUUGGAAACCAGAGAUGAUCAAGUGUUGGAGAAUCGAGCUGAAGAUGAUUGAGGAGGACAGCGGUGGCGGGAGAGGGGAGAUUAAGGUCAAGGUUCAGGCUGCACAGUCCUUCUGCCCCUUCCGUUCAGGCAUGGCAUGGCACAGUACGCAAAAAAAUGAGGGUCUUGUGCAGGUGACAUGCUUGAGGUACACUGAAAUGGAAGACCCAAAUAGUCUUCUCGUAGCUCUAACAGUAUCACAGGUCGGAGAAUCAGUGCAACCACAACAGACUCCAAAUGGAACACCCAUCAGCUCUGUUUUACACAUGGUUCAAAGAUACCAGCUGCAAGAACAGGUUAAACCUCUGCUGAAGCUCUUUAAACCAAUGGCUGAGUCAACAGGAGUCACAACCAAGGAGUGGGUAUGUGUUGGAGAGUGGGUAUCCAGUAGCAGUGUCAUAACCCUUGGCACUGCCCCACGCCAUCUUUUGCCUGGCCCACCAGGUGCUCAGCUACCUUUUAUCAUCACUGCAGCUACAGCUGACUCUUCCAUCUAUGCUAUUAAUAGAGAUAGUAUGCAGCAGAUGAGUUACCAUAAUCUACAAGGGAGCAGAGGGAAUGGUGAUGACCAGCCAGUGAAGAGAGUAGCCACAGACAGGCGCAUGGUUUGUCUGUCCCAUACGUGGAGUGGAUUCUCUCUCUUGGCCAUGGAUUCAACUGGGGGUCUACAUUUCUUUACGUUAAUGAAGCCAGCUGAUGUCGGGCCACAGUGGGCAAUAUCAGUUAUCUUGUUACUUGAAUUUGCCCUUGUUAGUAGCAAUGACUGGUGGGAUCUGCUCGUGUCCACUCCCCCCUCGUCCAUCCACACCCUCACCGACAGACUCACAGACACUUUCCUAUUGCAUUCACCACCCAUCAUUCAGCAUCUGCACACAAGGUUUCUUGUCAUGAAAACCUCCAUGCUCAGACUAGCAGGAAGUCAACAACAGAAGGCAAUUGAAGCUCGUCUCCAGGCUCAGUUGACUGCUAUUCAGCAGUUGUUCAGGUCCCUUCGACCCGUUACCUGUGAUGUAGCUACAGCAAAGAAAAAUAUUAGUGUUUCUUUACAAGCUUUCCAAGAGAGCCGUCCUUCACUUGAUACAUUAGAUAUCGAAAAGGCCCUCGACCUCUUCUGCAGCUCUGUCAAUAUCAAAGACUGCCAAGUUGACCCGGGACUUUUGCAGAAUCUCCAGCCUCUUCUGCAGUUUGCUGCAGAUCUUGCCCUUUUCAUUCUCUUUAUGCUUGCACAGAAUAGCAAAUUUGAGCUGGCACGAGAUGGUAAGAUAGUUCAGAGUCUUCGAGAAAUUCUGUUUGUGUCACGACUGUGGCAUCGACAAAACAAGUUGGUGCUGCCACAGAUGUUUCACAAGACACAGUCUGUGGAUGUAUGGGCUCAAAUUUACAAGCUGCUGACAAGAUUGGCUCAGAUUCUUCCAGGAGAGCCAGACUCAAGCUUAAUUGAUGAGUGUGUUUUGUUGGAAACUCAAGUAGUGUGCCGAGAAUUGCCUCUUCAUAUCCCUCCAAGGGGUGUGAUAGCAGAUAUGGCCUCAUCAGCUGCAACACCAAUCUCAUAUGAGUUUGGGCAACCUGAAAGCAAUCCUGUAACCAACAACAACACUCAAGCUCGCAUUCUGGAGGGAGCACUGCCACCUCUACAGCAGCUUGACCCUCUUCACUACCACUACCUUGCUGCUCAGGAACCAAAGUUUAGCUGUACCAGGUGCUGCAGUGUGCGUGGGAGUUGGUGGGGAGAAGGAGAGACUGUAUGGGAGCAACAGUGGGCCUCCAACUGUAUUUGCACUGGCCACUGGGCCCAUUGUCCAGUAGCACCUACCAAGGCUGCAUAAGACUGCAGUAGCUUGAAAAUAAGCUAUCUUAUCUCCUUUGUAUAAAUGGUAUAAAUUGUUACUCCAAAGAACAUCCUUUUUUUUUUUUCUGAACAAUACAUGUUAGCAGUUCCCUAAACAUUUGAUGUCUUAUGUGCAGUAUCAGUCACUGAUGAUUCUGAUAUAACAUAGGUGAUAUUCCACGCCCAAAAGAAGUGCGACAGGAUUCAGAUGUAUAAAUUACAUUCUUCCAUGUUAAUUUCUUUAAGGCAGAAUGGGACAUCAAAUUAGCUAAUUUUGUGUAAUGAAACUGCCACCAUUUCCUGGAAAUUAUGGUACGAGGUGAAUUAUAAAGCAUGCGUUAAUGCCAGAGUAUAGGUACAUCUACACUUCUAGUCGUAGGUUAUCCUCCAAAAGAAUGGCUGGUAGCGAGUGUUGGAAAAGUCAGCAAAGUACAAGCUAAGAUUAACAGUGGUUAGAGAUGAAUUUUAUUCAUGGCAUUGCUUAUUCUUCAUGUUGCUCUUUUGUAUUGCAGUUAUCUCUGUAAUGUGUGCUUGAAGUAUUUUGUUUUUAUAUUUAAUAUAAGAUUUAUGUAU